Paramuricea clavata is the source of this 3612-nucleotide messenger RNA. Lineage: Eukaryota; Metazoa; Cnidaria; Anthozoa; Malacalcyonacea; Plexauridae. The record is from the annotation of a GenBank genome assembly.
GUUCACUGCGCACCGGUUAUCUUGGGCAAACGCCAUGUUAAAGAUAGUGGUCAUAAACGAAGGCUAAUAAAAUCCGAGAGUAAAUUAGGUAAGACAACUCCAUUCUGUUUAUUUUAUUAAAUUUCAGCAUAUAAAAUUAUCCUUUUUUAUCCAGCUUCAUUCCACAGUCCUUAUUACAAAAUCUUAUUUUCCACCAUCUGUCUUUCUCUUGUUGGUCUCUGCUAUCCUCUGUUCCAAAAUGUCUUCAUUGCAUAAUGUCUCUAACCGGCUCUACUUGAUCUCACUGACCUGUAGUGGUUCAUAUCAUCAAUGUCUAUCACACCACAUCUUCUUCUGAUCUCUUCAUUCCAUAAUGUCAGUGACGAGCUCUCCUUUAUCUCUUCUUAUUGCAUGUCCACACCAACUCAGCCUAUCUUCCCUCGCCUUCUCUGCAAUGUCUAUCAUCCCAUGUGGGAUGAUAGACAUUGCUGAUCUCUUCAUCACAUAAAGUCACUGACCAGCUCUCUUUCAUCUCUUCUUAUCACAUUUCCAUACCAUCUCAGCCUUGCUUCCCUCACUUUCUCUGCAAUGUCUACCACCCCACAUCUUCUUCUGAUCUCUUCAUUCCAUAAUGUUCCUGAUGUGCUUUCCUUAAUCUCUUCUUAUUACAUGUCCAUACCAUCUCAACCUUGCUUCCCUCACAUUCUCUGCAAUGUCUACCACCUCCCAUCAUCUUCUGAUUUCUUCAUUCCAUAAUGUCUCUGAUGACUGGCCCUGCUUCAUCUCUUCUUUUUACAUGUCCAUACCAUCUCUCAACCUUGCUUCCUUCACCUUCUCUGUAAUAUCUACCAGCCCACAUCUCCUGAUCUCUUCAUUCCAUGUCUCUGAGAAGCUCCCCUCAUCUCUUCUACUUCAUAUAAGGUUGACAACCAUUGUUUCGUCGAAUGAAAGAUGGCUAAAUUAAUCCAUUAUUAUGAACAUGACUAUCUUCUCCAUAAUUUCAGAAAAUGCUGAGAAAAAAUCAGAUUUAACUAAAAAGACAUCAGUGAGCAUCAAUGGACAAUUUUUACCGAUGGCUCAACUUUCUGCGUCGGACAAAAAUAUUCACGUGACAGUUCAGAAAGCCAAUCCUCCUGGUCAGCAGCUUCAGCCAACCAUACAGGAAGUUUCGCUCCAGGGACAAAAUACCGGUAAUCAGAAUGUCGGUAAUGGUGCUGUUCAAAUUCCUGUGGUUCAAACGUCCGGGCCACAAGUUGGUCUUCACCCGGGAAUCCAGACAUCCAAUAAUCUUGGCACUGGGGGAGUGCAGAACACGAAUACAAUAGGUAAAAAUUAGUAAUUACGGCUAUUAAGCCUUGGUCAACAGUUGAGAAGCGACAGUUUGCAUGAGAGUUUUCUCAAAAAGAAAAAAAAAAUUCUUUUUUGUUGUUUUGGUACAGGUAUAUAUGUUUUUAUGCUAGGUAAAUCUGGUAAAAAACAAUACAGAGCUCUCGUGCGCAAUUUUUGACAAGAUUUCUUUUCGUCUCUAGGCAUGUCACCGGGGAUUAUCACCAACGGAAAUCAAGUCGUUGGAAUGUCACCGGGGAUUACUAACAACGGAAAUCAAGCCGUUGGAAUGUCACCGGGGAUUACUAACAACGGAAAUCAAGCCGUUGGAAUGUCACCGGGGAUUACUACAAACGGAAAUCAAGUCCUUGGAAUGUCACCGGGGAUUACUACAAACGGAAAUCAAGUCCUCGGAAUGUCACCGGGGAUUACCACCACCGGAAAUCAAGUAGUUGGAAUGUCACCGGGAAUACAAGGGAACAACGUUCCACCUCACGGCGAAUUACGCCUCUGCGGAACAAAUAACUUGAUACAAGGGCAGAACAACCCGAACGCAGCGGGGCAGAACAUCAACACACAAUCCAAUCGAGACCAAGUGCUUUUGGUGAAAAAUCCCGACGGACAACUUUCAUACAAGCCGGUAGCUUGCUAGAUAAAAGUAUUUUUGUAAACACUAAAAUCUAAUGCCAGUAAAACACUCUCACUUAAAGAGUCAUUGUCAACCACAAUGCAUUGUGCGCCCAAACCUGCUUGGCGGCCAUUUUAAUGGCGGAAUAAUAGAUGUUUCGGUUUUCAAUCCAUAAUAUAUUACUACCAUCCUAUGGUUAUAUUUGCUUAUUUUAACUUUUUUAUACUAAAAUUGCACCAAAGAAAUGUUUAUAAUCGUCAUUUGUUGCUAUUUGUCACUUCCGAAGGUAAGACGUAAACGAAUGCAUUGUGGUUGUGACUCUUUAAGCCUUAUCAAAGUUUCUGUGAUCAGAGUAGGAAUUUUGCAUCGGUAAGUUUGAAGUAAUGUUUCAAAUCCGACUAUGAGGACUGGACUAGAUUUCAAGUUCGCGCAAUUUGAUCACGUCCAAGGUGAAGCCGAGGACUGGAUCAAAAUGCGUAGACUUGAAAUCUAGUCCAGUCCGAAUUGGAGGAUUUGAAAUGACAUCUCAUAUGAAUAAGUCACCACUGAAAGUGAGGUGAAUCAAUUUUGAUCCGCCAGUCCAAGGACUGAAUUAAUUUUGAUCCAGUCCUAGGACUGGAUCAAUAUACUUCACCAGGAAUCCGGUAUUAUCAUGUGAGCAAAAUAAAGCAAUAUAAUUUACUCAUGAAUUAUUAAUGAGUUUGGGAUGGAUUUGUAAGAAAUGUUUGAGGAAACUGACCUGCCAUUAAAUACUGAGUCAGUUUCCUGAAAGAUUUCUUACAAAUCCUACAAAACUUAGAACUUCCUUUUCCAAUAUUCCUACUGUGAUCAGUGUAUAACAAUAUCCUAGUGUGAACCAGCCUUUAAAGCCUGGUUCACACAAGCUAUUUUGUCGGCGAUUUUGUGUUUCUGACAGAUGCAAAUGAGUGAACUCGCACACAAAAGUAUAGAGUCGCUUUUCAGAAGUCAACAAUUCCAAGUCUUUUGCAUGUCAUUCAUUCCAUCACAUUUGCCAGGAGAAAACUCGUCGACAGAAUUGCUAGCGUGAACCAGGCUCAAAGGUACGUUUACACGCUGCGAUUUGUCGUGUAUACGAUUCGUAUUCUGGCGUGUGAAAAUCACUGAUGAUGCCACAAUUCCUCUUCGUUUAGUUUACAGCGAAAUUUGAAAUGCAGCUACUUUAUGCGCGCUUACUCCAAAACAUACGCCAGAAUACGAUUACAAUUAAUAUUUCUAUAGUGCAAAUUUACAUGUUGCUAUAUGAUCAAGUCCGCUUACCUAAUUACUUACAUAGCCUAGACUAUUUUAUCUCUACAACAAUUGUGAUAUUAUUUCUGAAAUUCAUUAAUAAUUCAUGAGUAAUUAAACCAAUAGCAUGUAAGCAUUAGCCAUUCCGAAGUUGAUGAGUGGACUGGGGACGAGUGUUAAAAUUGCCCAAAUUAAGAAAUGAACCAAAUCACUAAAAAGACCACCUCAAAAUUAGUAAGUAUACAAAGUUUGAAGACGUUUACAUGAAUAUCCUUCGAAUAAUAAGCUUUUGAAAAUCGCGAUAUUUACUAUGAAAUGUAUUGUAAUUUUUGUUUUUGGGACGCGCGUCCCAAAAACAAUCUUUUAAUCAGUAAUUUCAAAAUUUUCGAAAGCUUAUUAUUCAAAGGAUAUUCAUGUAAACGUCUUCAAAC